CUCUUCAACAAAAUGCACGCCACGACCCUCACUUCCGCACUAGCAAUGGCGGCGAUCGCUGCUGCAGGUACUCCAGACGCCGGAGACAGUCCUGCCGGAGUAGUAUACAACGCUACUCUAGUUUCUGCUCCAGGUUUCGACACCAAAGGCUACUUCUCUUUCAAUGUCCAAGGAGGAAAACCCACAGUCGACUUCAAAUUCACCGGUGUCGGCAAAGCCAAAGGCGGUCCCUUCCACUACCGAUUCUAUGAGAAUGCAGUCUCCGGAAACAACUGUGCAGCUACGGGCAAUAUUUUCGACCCAUAUGGAAACGGCACGAAGGACUGCAACUCUAAAGUGCUGGGUUCAAAUAAGAAGGACGACUGCGCCGUUGGUGAUGUGAGCGGCCGCUUCGAUUUCAUCAGCACUGAUGCUGACGAGAACUCCAACACCGCUAUCCCUGACUCCAAAGUCUCACUCGAUCCUAAGCACAAGAACUUCGUCGGGAACCGAGCCAUGGUCAUUACCAACGGUAAAGAAGAGCGCGUUGCUUGCGGCACUUUCAAGUGUGUCAAAGGAUGCCCAACCGGGGGUAAUGGAACUACAAAUGGUACCUCCAACGGUGCUUCUGCGGGAAAUAACGGCACCAGCAGCGGCAACAGCACUGUCAAUCCCCCUAGCUCCCCGCCUGCUCCCAGCGGCUCGAACAGCCCUAAUGGUCCCAAUAGCCCUAGCAUUAAUCCUCCGAGCCGUCCCAACUCUGGUACUCAGCUCGUGGUCGGAGUCGGGGCUUUGUUCGCGGCUUUCGCUGUUGUCUUGUUGUAG
This is a messenger RNA of Periconia digitata, 804 nucleotides long. NCBI's taxonomy places the organism in Eukaryota, Fungi, Ascomycota, Dothideomycetes, Pleosporales, Periconiaceae. The record is from the annotation of a GenBank genome assembly.